CACAAUUUUUAUUCAUCUUUCACAAAACGAUUCAUUACUGUUCUCUCUAGUCUGUCUCUAGAGCAUCAACCAUUGUACACGGCAACACGGAAUACGGUCACGGAUCCCAGUUGAUACGUCCUAGCUCGUUGACAUUGCUCUCAUUCUAAUCAGCGGUCCUAAAUAGUUUGUGAGAUAGAGCAGUCAAUUACCGUCGUUAUAGCUUUCCUCUUCUUAGUCAAACAAAAAUAAGAUUCCAAACGUGCUCCAAGAGUCAUAAAAAAGCCCGGCAAACACUCCUCACUGCCAAAACUCUGUCCAAACACAAGAUUAUAUCCUAUAUUUAGCUCCUAGAUUUCUUAAUGGAAGGUGUUGUUAUAAAUGUUUUCUGAGUGUUAUAUAUAGAAAGUAUACUAAUUCAGCUUCUGCCUUCUGGGCGCGCAGUUAGACGAAUGGUAAAUAUAUAAAAACCUUAGCCAAGUCUCUCUGGCUUGCCUUGUUUGUAUUCUUCGAUUUCUUUGACAGGGUUUGAGUGGCAGAGUGAUUGAACUCUAAGGAGGUAGCCAUGGUGAAGCUUCUGUGUGUGGGGAUUGUAAUCGGACUUGUUUUUAGCAACUGGGUUGAUGGGUUUGAGGAGCUUCGUCUCAAUGGAACAGCAAUGCCUUUGUUCGAGGCGGAGGCUUAUGGAGUCUCCAAAGCUGCAAUAGCUCCUAACGCUUUGAUGGUAGGACUAACCCUCAUUCAUGGCGCUGGUGCAAAAGGAGCAGUCUGCUUGGAUGGAACGUUACCCGGAUAUCAUUGGCAUCGUGGAUAUGGGUCAGGAGCAAAGAGUUGGCUCGUUCAAUUGGAGGGAGGCGGAUGGUGUAACAACAUUAGAACUUGUGUUUACCGCAAAAAAACUCGACGUGGAUCCUCAACAUACAUGGAAAAGGAGAUAGCAUUUACGGGAAUACUGAGCAAUAAAGCUGAAGAAAAUCCUGAUUUUUUCAACUGGAAUAGAGUAAAACUUCGCUACUGUGAUGGUGCCUCUUUUACUGGUGAUGGUGAAGAUAAGGCUGCACAGCUGCAAUUUAGGGGACAGCGUAUAUGGUUGGCUGCAAUGGAAGAUUUACUGUCAAAGGGAAUGCGCUUUGCUAACCAGGCUCUUCUUUCUGGGUGCUCUGCUGGGGGUUUGGCAUCUAUUUUACACUGUGAUGAGUUCCGAGGUUUAUUACCAAGAACUACUAAAGUGAAGUGCCUAAGUGAUGCCGGAAUGUUCCUUGAUACGGUCGAUAUAUCAGGUGCGCGCACACUUAGGAACAUGUUCAGUGGUGUAGUAGGCUUGCAGGCAGUGCGGAAUAAUCUACCACAUAUCUGUACUGACCGCCUAGAUCCAACUUCGUGCUUCUUCCCUCAAAACUUAAUCGGCGACAUUAAAACACCACUUUUUAUUCUCAAUACAGCCUAUGAUUCGUGGCAGGUACAAUCCAGUUUAGCUCCACCAUCUGCGGAUCCCUCAGGCUAUUGGCAUAAUUGUAGAUUAAAUCAUGAAAAAUGUACUCCAGCACAGAUCCGAUUUCUGCAAGGGUUCAGGAAUGAAAUGCUGAAGGAAAUGAGACACUUCUCAAUGUCUAGACAAAAUGGGAUGUUUAUAAAUUCUUGUUUUGCUCAUUGCCAAACAGAGAGGCAGGAUACAUGGUUUGCUGAUGAUUCUCCAGUUAUUGGAAAGAAGGCGAUUGCACUUGCUGUGGGAGACUGGUAUUUUGACCGAGCAAGCGUUAAAGCCGUCGACUGUCCUUACCCUUGUGACAAGAGUUGCCACAAUCUGAUUUUUAAAUGAGCCAGGUUCUACCAAUUGGUUGAGUCUCGUGGUAUCUUACUGAGAGAUCUAUUUAUUUCUAUUUGAUAUUGAAAGAACUUAGCAAAUCAAUUGAAUUUUGAUAGAUGACAAAAUAAAAAUAAAAAGAAAAAGGAAAAAAGAAGAAGGUUGCUGAGAAUUGCAAAUGUAUUCAGCACCUUCGCAUUGAUAUAUAGAAAUUUCAUGGUGAAUGUAGUUUACCUUUGCAAAUUUGUUGUCCUUGUAAUAACUUAUUUGUAAUUUAGCCAAUGACAGUAGUUGCUAUGCAUACGCUACUUCUAUUGGGCAGUCCAAGUGCUUAACUGAGGUAUUCAUCCGAAAUAUUAGAUUUGUUACUAUGUUGAAGAGGGUUGAUUGGCAACAUCAAGACCAUUGAAUUUUCCGAAGUUGAACAAAUUUGAACUUUUUAUUUCAGAGAGAUGGAUCACUAUGGAUGGAUGGUUAUGAUAUUUGUCAAAAUCUUUGUGUUAUCAAUGGUGGACUUACGCUUGGGCUUU
Messenger RNA from Alnus glutinosa, 2313 nucleotides. Its product is annotated as pectin acetylesterase 12-like. Gene Ontology annotation, molecular function: pectin acetylesterase activity. The transcript is spliced from 12 exons. Gene Ontology annotation, biological process: cell wall organization. Lineage: Eukaryota; Viridiplantae; Streptophyta; Magnoliopsida; Fagales; Betulaceae. The record is from RefSeq and is a predicted model, not a curated record. Gene Ontology annotation, cellular component: plant-type cell wall. Bases 545 to 1798 code for a protein of 417 amino acids.